ACACACACACAGGUGAGGAGACAAGCCACAGGAAUGCUGCUAACACGAGAUCGGCUACCGCCGCUUCAGAGAACAGGGUUUUUGGCUGAGACUGAUAAUCAAAGGGAAUUGGCCAGGUGUGCCCUGGCGGGUGCAUACACCUAUCACAGGAGGCGAGCUAGAGCCCAUGAGCCUGAACCUCACUCAACAACAUCCCGUUGCGGUCUGGUAGGCGGCUGUCCUCUCCCACCUAACUUUUGUCACCUUUUCAGGGUCAUAUUUUGAACUCUGGUUUUGCGCGCUCAUGGACAAUUAUCAAUAACUCAUGAACUCUCUGGUUGAACCUAUGGACAAUUAACCCACACUGCAUUGUGGGGGAAAACCACCAACUUUUGUGUACCUUGAAUUGUGUUUGGGACAUUUUUUGUAUACUGUGCUGUUAACUUGUUGGAGUGUGACUGUUAUUGGUGUAGGAAAAAAUAGUUGAAGUGUACUUCUUCAUAGAGUGUUUACUAUCUGAAACAACAUUGUUAUCUGCAGAUAAUAAAUAUUGUAAAUAUAUUUUUCCACAUUGUUUUUCUCACAAACAAAAUAAUAAGGCACUUAAACCAAAAUUUCUGCCUCAAGUGUCCUUACUGUACCUCUACCUCCCAGAGCCGAAUCAGAAUCUUCUGAACUAGUCCAAAAUCCUGUUACAUCUUUUUAUAAUUUUUAUGUACACAAUUCAUACAUGCUACAUGUGCAACACAUAGCAAAAGAGAUGCAGAAAAAAAUUGUUGACAAUAUUGUGUUGUCGUCAAGCAAAUUGUCUGUUCUCAUUGAUGAGGCUACAUUUCUCAGCCACAAAUCUGUCAUGAUUGUCUAUGUGAAAGCCUCUAUAGAUGGAGCUACUCCUGAAGUUUUGUUUCUGGAUUUAGUUGAGCUGGAAAGCCAGAGAGCAGCAGGUAUACAGAGGAAGCUCUGUUAAACUGUUUGAAAACUGCAGGCUUCAGUGAAGAAUGGCUUUAAAAGAAUUGGGUCUCAUUUGUUUCUGAUGGUACCAAUGUCAUGCAAGGCAAGAACACUGGUGUGGCAACCAGGCUGACUGCAAGAUACCCAAACCUUUUCACAUGGCACUGCAUGAACCACCGUGUGGAACUGGCUGUAUCUGAUGCUGUCAGUGAGGUUCAAACAGUCAACCACUUCAAGGUAUUCAUGGAAAAGAUCCACAAUCUCUACAGUCAGUCUAAUAAGAGUGCACGGGAUCUUCUGGAGGCAGCACAAGAAGUGAGUUCACAAGUCCUGAGUAUUGGCAGAGUUUUAAGUACAGGGUGGGUGGCCAUCAGCUUCCGUUCUGUAAAGGCUGUGUGGAGGUCAUAUGAGGCACUGAACAGACACUUUGAAAAUGCUGCAGGAGACCAAACAAGAAACACCAAAGAGAGGCAAACUUACAGAGGCCUGGCACAUUGUUUGCAAAGCCAGGAAUUUCUGCAUGACCUCGGACUUAUGUAUGAUGUACUGUCUGAACUCUCAAACCUGUCUCAGCAACUCCAGGCCCAUUCAGUCACACUUUUAAAAGCAGACGAGUUUCUGAGGCGCACCAUCCGAGGUCUGGUAUCAUUCAAAAACUCUCCAGGUGAGAAAUCUGAAGAGGCUUUGCAAGCACAGGCUUCAGGACAUUUUGGAACAGUUUCCCUGCAUUCAAAUGCAAAGUUCUCACCAAUCAAUGCAAAGCAAUUCCUCCAAAGUCUGAUCAACAACAUGGAGAAACGCCUCUCAUUUGAAGGUGAAAUGCUUCGUGAUCUCAGCGUUCUGGACACCAGCACCUGGCCAUUAAGUCCUGGCAUUCGGCAUGGUGAGUUACAAGUGAAACGAGUGUCCAAGCGGUUUGGUCUGUGUGAAGAGCAAACUGUUCAUGGUAUGAGGGAAUUCCUUGAACACCCAGACAAAAAGCCUGGAAGCCUAAUUCCACUCAUACGAUGCAUGCAGACCAUCCCCUGCAGCACUGCUGAAUGUGAAAGGGGUUUCAGUCUGAACAAUAUAUGCACAGACACAAGAUCUACAUAGUUGUUGUCCAAUGUAGGUAGUUUAAUGAUAAGCAUCAAUGGGCCCCCUUUAAGCCUUUUUGAGCCAAGGCAGUAUGUUACAACUUGGCUGACAAGCCAUCGCUCUGCCACACAGGCAAAGGGAAAAUGCACAGCAAAGAACUUUGAGUACAAACACAUUUGGAAGGCUUGGUAGCCUACGGGCUACUUAACCUACCCUAAGACUAAGAGGACUAUGAGAAGACACUUGACCAGGUGGCACAAGACCUGGGUCAUAUCUAAGAGUUCCAUUCUUUUUUCCAAGGCUUUUGUGCGAAGAACACACAGUAAUCCCAGUAAUCAUAUGAUGAUGUUAAAGGAAUGUAAAUAGUUUUGAAAUCAUUACUUUAAAAUGUAUUGAAAGUUGAGUUGAGGUGUGAAUCAUUGAUGUAAUCUGUGCAUGACUUUACAUUUUUCUGAGACAAAGUUGGUUGAGAGUUGUUUAGUGCUUUUUCAAGUUUCAGAGUUUUAUUUGCAUGUUUGCACCAUUUUUUGCACUUGAUUGCUGAAACUUUAUUUGUAUAAAGUAUAUUUGUAUAUGCACAGCAAAGAACCUCAAGUACAAACAUAUUUGAGUUGAGGUGUGAAUCACUGAUGUAAUUUGUACAUGAUUGUUUACAUUUUUCUGAGACAAAUGAUACAAAGUUGGUUGAGGGUUGACAGUUUAGUGCCUUUUCAAGUUUCAGAGUUUUAUUUGCGUGUUUGCACCAUUUUUUGCACUUGAUUGCUGAAACUUUAUUUCUGUAAGUAUAUAUUUAUUUUUCUUUAUUUUAAAUUAUUUGUCUUGUCACUAGUUGUUCAAUGGUUAAUUAAAGUCUAGCUGUUUA
Messenger RNA from Acanthochromis polyacanthus (spiny chromis), 2869 nucleotides. RefSeq names its product E3 SUMO-protein ligase KIAA1586-like. Bases 1027 to 2025 code for a protein of 332 amino acids. The record is from RefSeq and is a predicted model, not a curated record. The transcript is spliced from 3 exons. NCBI's taxonomy places the organism in Eukaryota, Metazoa, Chordata, Actinopteri, Pomacentridae.